AUGUCCGCUGUCAUCGAACCCACCCUUGCCCCCACCACUCCCCCGGAAACCACCCCGUCCGCCGCGCCCUCGACGCCUGCCGAACCGAGCUCAUCCGAACCUGCCCCGCCCAGCAGCAGCGAACCCGCCCCGCCCAACUCUAGCUCUUCCAGCGCCAACCCAGCACCGAGCAGUGAACCCGGCACCAACCCGUCCGCUGUCGAGCCAGGCCAAUCGUCGCAGCCUCCGGCCGCAUCGUCGCAGCCUGUCAACCCGGGCGCAAGUGACACUGGCGGCGGCGUUCAAACCACCGCGCCGCCCGGCGCGUCGCAGCCUGCCCUUCCUUCUGGCAGCGGUGUCCAGUCGGGUUCCCCCACCAUGACCAACGGCCAAUCUGCUGUUAUUGUCACAGUCACCAAGACCGACGCCAACGGCAACAUUCAGACGGCCAUUGAGACCCGGCCCAUUAGCAGCGGCUCCAAGUCGAAUGUUGGUCCAAUUGUGGGUGGUGUUGUCGGCGGCGUCGGUGGUGCGAUCGUCAUCGCCGUUCUCGUCUGGCUUCUCUUCCGCCGCCGCAAGAGGAACUACCGCGACGACUUUGACGACAUGAUGUUUGACCCUGCUCGUGCGCAGAACCAUGCUCCCAUUGACCUUGCGGACACGGCCGAUACGCCGCACGUCGACCCAUACAAGUACACCCCCGUCGAGGGAGUCGCGGCUACUUCCACGGGCCAUCACAACCAGGCACAGUACGGCAACUACAAUGCGUACGACAACUAUGGCAACCAGCCCCAGAUGGCGCAGGCCAGCUACGGCCACACGACUGUGUCUGGCACCUCGGAGCCUGGCUACGCCAACGCUGCAGGUGUCGGUGCAGGUGUCGCAUCGGGUCUGUCGGGCGCCACUUCUUCGUCUGGGACGUCGGCCGGCUACGCUGGUAUGGGGUCUGGCUACCCUGCUGGCAAUGCCCCGUCUGGCUACCCGAUGGCAGUCCCCACCGGCAGCGGCCCCUCGGACAUGUCGCACAUGUCUCCCAAGCAGCGCGAGGCGUACGAGGACAGCCAGCGUCUCGCAGUCCAGAACCAGGGCGUACCGGAAGCUGUCACUGUCCACCAAGACGGUGGCGCCUUCACCGAGGUGCAGACGUCGGGCGCCGAGAUUCCACCGACCUACGACUCCAUCCGCCGGUGA
This is a messenger RNA of Cutaneotrichosporon cavernicola, 1170 nucleotides long. RefSeq lists its product as uncharacterized. Lineage: Eukaryota; Fungi; Basidiomycota; Tremellomycetes; Trichosporonales; Trichosporonaceae. Bases 1 to 1170 code for a protein of 389 amino acids. The record is from RefSeq and is a predicted model, not a curated record. The transcript has 5 exons.